AUGGCCUUUGGGAAGAAUAACUCACCACCACCAUAUUCCUCCCCAUUCCUUGGCCUCCUGUCUUUCCUGCUUUUCAUAUUAUCAUUCCUAACCAACCACAGCCAUGUUGUUGCCGCCACCACCACCACCGUCACCGCCGGCAUUCACCUCGACGUUGUCCGAAAACCUGCCCCGGAUGUCCCUAUCUUCAGGGAAGCCCCUGAAUUUCGCAAUGGGAACACAUGCAACGAGGAAAGGAUCCACAUUUCCAUGACAUUGGACUCAAACUACCUAAGGGGAACCAUAGCUGCUGUUCUCUCCAUUUUGCAACAUUCAACAUGCCCAGAAAACGUUGAGUUCCAUUUCCUUUGGGCAAGGUUUGAGCCUCAAGUGUUCUUCAGCAUCAGAUCAACCUUCCCUUACCUCAAGUUCAAAAUCUACCGUUUUGAAUCAAAUAGGGUGCGAGGGAAAAUCUCAAAAUCAAUUCGUCAAGCAUUGGACCAACCUCUAAACUAUGCAAGAAUCUAUCUUUCUGAUAUACUACCUGGUUAUGUGAAGAGAGUGAUAUACCUUGACUCUGAUAUUGUGGUUGUUGAUGACAUUGCAAAGCUUUGGGAGGUUGACUUGGAGGGCAAGGUAUUGGCUGCACCAGAAUAUUGCCAUGCAAAUUUCACUGAGUACUUCACAGAUUUGUUCUGGUCAGACCCGAAGCUAUCAAAGACAUUUGAGGGUAGGAAUACUUGCUAUUUUAACACAGGGGUUAUGGUAAUGGAUGUGGAAAAAUGGAGGGAAGGUGAGUAUACACAAAUGGUGGAACAGUGGAUGGCAGUGCAGAAGCAAAAGAGGAUAUACCAUUUAGGAUCUUUGCCUCCUUUUCUUCUUGUUUUGGCUGGGGAAUUGAAGAGUGUGGAUCAUAGGUGGAACCAACAUGGGUUGGGAGGGGACAAUCUUGAAGGCAAGUGUAGGUGCCUGCAUCCUGGGCCUAUUAGUUUGCUUCAUUGGAGUGGUAAAGGCAAGCCUUGGUUGAGGUUGGAUUCAAGGAAGCCAUGCUCUGUUGAUCAUCUAUGGGCACCAUAUGAUCUCUAUCGUCCAAAUACACAUUCUUUGGAAGAAUGA
Gastrolobium bilobum is the source of this 1095-nucleotide messenger RNA. RefSeq names its product probable galacturonosyltransferase-like 4. Gene Ontology annotation, molecular function: glycosyltransferase activity. Lineage: Eukaryota; Viridiplantae; Streptophyta; Magnoliopsida; Fabales; Fabaceae. The transcript has a single exon. Gene Ontology annotation, cellular component: Golgi apparatus. The record is from RefSeq and is a predicted model, not a curated record. Bases 1 to 1095 code for a protein of 364 amino acids.